Molecule: messenger RNA, 2629 nt
Organism: Phyllostomus discolor (pale spear-nosed bat)
Lineage: Eukaryota; Metazoa; Chordata; Mammalia; Chiroptera; Phyllostomidae
Gene: C1RL
Product: complement C1r subcomponent like
Exons: 7
Coding region: 1-1659 (552 amino acids)
Biological process (GO): zymogen activation; complement activation
Cellular component (GO): blood microparticle; extracellular region
Molecular function (GO): serine-type endopeptidase activity
Source: RefSeq, a predicted model, not a curated record
AUGGUUGUGGUGACUGAGAUAUACCCAAGUCAGACAGUAGGUGGCGCUCGACCCAGAGAAUUAGAAAAAGGAACAGGAGAAUUACUAAACUCAUUUCCAGUAACCUCCCACCUCCCCCUGAGGGCCCUCUCUGGCCCCACCUCUUGUUUCCUGGCCUGGGCCAAGCCCUUUCCAAGGUCCCAGAGGUCCCACUCCAGAGGCCUGGUCUCGGAGCUGGGGAAUUAUUUCUGGGGAAGCCCCCACUCCACAAGCUGCCCAGGCAAGAUGUGGUGGCUGCUUCUCUGGGGAGUCCUCCAGGCUGGCCCCACACAGGGCUCCGUGCUCUUGGCCCAGCAGCUACCCCAGCAGCUGACAUUCCCCGGGUUCCCAGAGCCAUACCUCAAAGGCCAAGAGAGCACCACUGUCAUCGAGGCCCCGGAGGGCUUUGCUGUGAAGCUCGUGCUCCAGGACUUCCACCUGGAGCUGUCCCAGGACUGUGAGCGGGACUCUGUCACAGUCACAGCCAGUGGGACGGACCCAACCCUGUUCUGUGGCCAGCAGGGCUCUGCGCUGGGCGGACCCCGAGGUCAGAGGGAGUUUGUGUCCUCAGGGAACCGUCUGCGGCUGACUUUCCGUGCACCUGCCUCCUCUGAAGACAGGACAACUGGCCUCCACAAGGGCUUCCUGGUCCUCUACCAAGCCGUGAGUAUGAACCAUAGUCAGCCCCUCAGCCAGGUUAGUGGGGGCUCUGAGGCCACACACACACCUGGAGGCAACUCCUCCAACAUCCAGAACCACUGCCAGGAGCCCUAUUAUCAGGCAGUUACAGCAGGGACACUCACCUGCACAGCCCCGGGCCCCGGGGAAGAGGCAGAGGACAGGGAGGAGGUUCCUCACUGUGUGCCGGUCUGUGGACAGCCAGUCACCCCCAUUGCCCAGAACCAGGGGGUCCAGGGUUCUUCCAAAGCUAAGCUGGGCAACUUCCCAUGGCAAGCCUUCACCAGUAUCUAUGGCCGUGGGGGUGGGGCCCUGCUGGGCGACAGAUGGAUCCUCACUGCCGCCCACACCAUCUAUCCCAAGGACAGCGUCUUUCCUGGGAAGAAGAGGAGGGUGGACGUGUUCCUGGGCCACACAAACAUAGAUGAGAUGAUAAAGCUGGGGAACCACCCCGUGCGCCGAGUGGUUGUGCACCCGGACUACCGUCAGAACGAGUCCCACAACUUCAACGGGGACAUCGCCCUCCUGGAACUGCAGCACAGCGUCCGCCUCGGCCCCCACCUCCUCCCGGUCUGUCUGCCCGACAGCGAGACCCUCUACCGCAGCGGCCUCAUGGGAUAUGUCAGUGGGUUUGGCGUGGAGAUGGGCUGGUUAACUACGGAGCUGAAGUACUCGAGACUGCCGGUCGCCCCGAGGGAGGCCUGCGAGGCCUGGCUGCAAGAGAAGCAGAGGACUGACGUGUUUUCGGACAACAUGUUCUGUGCUGGGGAUAAGGCGCGGCGGCAGAGUGUCUGCCAGGGGGACAGCGGUGGCGUCUACGUGGUGUGGGACGAGCGUGCCCAUCACUGGGUGGCCACGGGUAUCGUAUCCUGGGGCAUUGGGUGUGGCAAAGGGUAUGGCUUCUACACCAAAGUGCUCAACUACGUGGACUGGAUCAAGGGAGUGAUGGACGGGAAGGGCUGACCCUGGGCACGCUGAGCCGGGGCACCAGCUCCGUGAGGCCCCAGACGGAAGAGGGUUGAAAGUGAAGACUGAGCCUUGCGGGUGGGGAGGGAGGGAGUCAGGGAAUCUGUAUAUACGAGUCACUGUGUGAGACAGAGCUCCUCCUCUGCUCAAGGCUGACCCCAGCCCCUCCUCCUCGCCCUCUACCUUCCUGUGAGUUCGCACUAUGCCCAGGAAACUCAGUGAGUGUCAUUUUGAACUUUAUCUCCUGCUGACACAGCUUCAUCUGUCUCUCCUGGGAGACAGCCAUCCUCUCACCCCGCUGUUCAAGUGGUGUAAGGGGGCAGUGGUGUUAAUUGCAUUUCAUCCCUGAAACAUUCUAAAGCCCCUUUAGUUGCCAUUCAAAUAUUCAAAUUCUCAGCCACACCACCUACCACAACUCCCAGCUGCAGUUACAGUGACGGCUUGGUUUUUGAUACAUCUCCGACAUGCCAGGCAAUUCAUGUUCGUUGUUUCACUGACUCCUCACACCAAGUUUGCAAAGCCUGUGUUAUAGCCCACAUUUUAAAUGAGGAAACUGAAGUUCAGAGAGAUAAAGCCACUUGCCCAAAUGCCACAGCCGAUCCAGGACUGCAAAGGCCCUUUGCCUCCCAGUGCACCUGGACACCUCUCAGGGUCCUCAGGACCUGCUGUGUCACCCACUCCCCCUUCCCAGCCCCCACAGCCCUACAGCUUCUCGCUCUCUGGGGACUCCUGCUGCCGUCAGGACGGGGACACCUGGCACACACUUUCCUGGGGCCUGUCUCCCACAGACAGCACACCCCCUGGGCCCAGCCCUGGGCUGGGUGUUCCUGCAGACACACCCGGUGCUGCUGGACACCCCAGGCCAUCCUCCACCUGAGAGACCAGCUCUUUAAUUUUUAGUGGAGACAUGAGGCAAUUUAGAGUAAAAGGCACAAAUAAAAUACAAGCGUUCAAAUAGAACUAGAAA